Molecule: messenger RNA, 4946 nt
Organism: Pangasianodon hypophthalmus (striped catfish)
Lineage: Eukaryota; Metazoa; Chordata; Actinopteri; Siluriformes; Pangasiidae
Gene: asap1b
Product: ArfGAP with SH3 domain, ankyrin repeat and PH domain 1b
Exons: 29
Coding region: 366-3710 (1114 amino acids)
Biological process (GO): positive regulation of GTPase activity
Cellular component (GO): cytoplasm
Molecular function (GO): protein binding; GTPase activator activity
Source: RefSeq, a predicted model, not a curated record
GCGUGACUCCGGACAUGCGCAGUGCUGCGUCCGUCACUGUGGGCGGAUGAAGCAGAGGCAGGAGAGAGCGAGAGAGAGCGAGAGUUGUGCAUUUAGCUUUGAAAUUCCAGUCUAGUCGUUGAAUAGUCGUGGACCUCGAACGGAGAUAGUGUGUACUGUGAAAUGCCGUUUUGUUAGCAGCUAGCAUUAGCGGCGCCUGUUUGGCACUUGAACAUCACCACCGGGAAUGUGGGUAUCCGCCGCCAGUUCAUUUCACGGCGUGUGAUGGAAUUGGGACCAAACCGUUGAGACAGGCGAGUCCGGGGCUUAUAAAAGCUAAAACGUUCACACACACAGGAUACGGGACAGUAUUCAAAAUCCUGAGGAUGCCGGAUCAAAUAUCGGUGUCCGAGUUUCUCUCGGAGACGACGGAGGACUACAACUCCCCCACGACGUCCAGCUUCACGACCCGCCUCCAGAGCUGCAGGAACACCGUCAGUGUUUUAGAGGAGGCCUUGGAUCAGGACAGGACUUCACUGCAGAAAGUUAAGAAGUCUGUCAAAGCCAUCUACAGUUCUGGCCAAGAACACCUUCAAAAUGAGGAGAUGUAUGCUCAGGCACUGGACAAGUUUGGCGGUAACUUCAUCAGCCGAGACAACCCUGACCUGGGAACGGCCUUUGUUAAGUUCUCCACUCUGACAAAGGAGCUCUCAUCCCUGCUCAAAAACCUGCUCCAGAACCUGAAUCAUAAUGUGAUCUUCACACUGGACUCUCUGCUGAAAGGAGACCUGAAAGGCGUAAAGGGGGACCUGAAAAAACCAUUUGACAAAGCCUGGAAGGACUAUGAAACAAAGUUUACAAAGAUAGAAAAGGAAAAACGAGAGCACGCCAAGCAACAUGGCAUGAUCCGAACAGAGAUCACGGGUGCCGAGAUUGCAGAGGAAAUGGAGAAAGAGAGACGCCUUUUUCAGCUUCAGAUGUGUGAGUACCUGAUCAAGGUGAAUGAGAUUAAGACCAAAAAAGGUGUUGACCUUCUCCAGAACCUGAUCAAGUAUUACCAUGCACAGUGCAAUUUCUUCCAGGAUGGCUUGAAGACAGCUGAUAAGCUCAAGCAGUACAUUGAGAAGCUAGCUGCUGAUCUUUACAACAUAAAGCAAACUCAGGAUGAGGAGAAAAAGCAGCUCACAGCACUGAGGGAUCUUAUCAAGUCCUCCUUGCAGUUAGAGCAGAAAGAGGACUCGCAGAGCAAGCAGGGAGGCUACAGCAUGCACCAACUGCAGGGCAACAAAGAGUUUGGCAGUGAGAAGAGAGGUUAUCUGCUAAAGAAGAGUGAUGGGCUGCGGAAGGUAUGGCAAAGGAGGAAAUGCUCUGUGAAAGGAGGAAUUCUCACUAUCUCUCAUGCCACGUCGAACAGGCAGCCAGUCAAACUGAACCUACUCACAUGUCAGGUCAAGCCGAGCACUGAAGACCGCAAGUGUUUUGAUCUCAUUUCUCAUAAUCGCACAUAUCACUUUCAGGCUGAAGAUGAACAGGAGUUUGUAAUCUGGAUCUCAGUGUUAACUAACAGUAAAGAAGAGGCGUUGAACAUGGCAUUCCGAGGAGAGCAGACAGCAGGAGAAGAUGGCCUGGAGGAUCUGACUAAAGCCAUCAUUGAUGAUGUCCUGCACAUACCUGGCAAUGAAGUUUGCUGCGACUGUGGUGCUGCAGAUCCAAAAUGGUUGUCGACUAACCUGGGCAUCCUGACGUGUAUUGAGUGUUCAGGCAUUCACAGGGAGAUGGGAGUGCACAUCUCUCGCAUUCAGUCCAUGGAACUGGACAAAUUGGGGACCUCAGAACUCUUGCUGGCCAAGAAUGUUGGGAACAGUAAUUUUAACGAGAUUAUGGAAGGAAACCUUCCCUGUCCCUCUCCAAAGCCUACUCCAUCUAGUGAUAUGACAAUCCGCAAGGAGUUUAUAAACGCCAAAUAUGUGGAUCAUAAAUUUGCAAGGAAGACCUGCAGCUCUGCAGCGGAGAAGCUGAGCGAUCUGUAUGAUGCAGUGAGGUCACGUGACCUGCUGGCUCUCAUCCAAGUAUAUGCUGAAGGGGUGGAGCUUAUGGAGCCACUUCCUGAUGGAGGACAGGAGGGUGGUGAAACAGCGCUGCACUAUGCUGUGAGGACUGCUGACCACACGUCACUGCACCUGGUCGACUUUCUGGUUCAGAACAGUGGAAAUCUGGAUAAACAGACUGAGAGAGGAAACACAGCCCUGCAUUACUGCUGCCUCUACGAAAAACACGAAUGCCUAAAAUUACUCCUGAGAGGCAAACCUGCUACUGACAUCACCAAUCACAAUGGAGAAACAGCACUGGAUGUGGCCAGGCGGAUGAGGAUCGACCAGUCUGCAGAGGCACUGAUGCAAGCUGCAGAGGGGAAGUUUAAUCCAAAGGUUCAUGUGGAGUAUGACUGGAAUCUUAGACUGGAGGAAAUGGAUGAGAGUGAUGAUGAUCUUGACGACAAACCAAGCCCAAUUAAGAAGGACCGGAGACCACAGAGUUUCUGUCACUCAUCCAGUCUGUCUCCUCAUGAUAAGCUCUCCCUCCCGGCUUUCCCUGGCCAGCGUGAUAAAGCACGCCUCUCCUACGGCAUGUUCACCAAUCAGAUGUACAGCGUUUCCACUGACUGUCCUUCCUCUCCUGUCAGUGAUGCACCACCUCUACCACCCAGGAAUGCAGGAAAAGCCCUGCCAUCGUCGUCAUCCUCCCCUCUCUCCCCUGGCUCCCAGAUCCCUGCUAACAGCAGCUCCACACUAUCCAAGAAGAGACCCCCGCCCCCUCCCCCUGGCCACAAACGCACGCUGUCAGACCCCCCCACCCCACUCUCACACUCACCUGUGUGUAAAGGAAGUGACUCCACACCUCCUCCAAUCAAUAAAAUGUCUCCCAUAACAAACCGAUUUGAAGGCAUACUACAACAACAGAGCACAGCGUCGAGUACCACUAAAGCUACGCUUGGCCCAAGGGUCCUUCCCACACUACCUCAGAAGUUUGUCCUGCGUAAGACAGAAACAAUUCACCACCCAUCAGUGGACAAACCCAGCCAGCCACCAGAGCCAGUGUUGUUUCAGAAGUCUCCUCCGGGGUCAGACACACCUCAGAAAGUCCCUUUACCUGAUAAACCCCAGCCAGGGGACCUCCAUCCUAAACCACAGGUCUCAGAACUACCACCUAAACCUGGAGAACUACCCCCAAAACCACAGAUCUUUGACCUGCCCCCCAAACCUCAGCUGGGAGACCUACCACCCAAACCUCAACUCAAAGACCUCCCACCCAAACCACUACUUUCUGAUCUCUCCAACCCCAAACAUGGAGUCCCUGAACCUGCGCACAAGCCCCCUCCUGGAGAGGUGGUUCACAAACCCGAGCCUUACAACAUGCCGGUCACUAAUCAACAAGCUGAACCAUCACCUCAGCUCACCCACACCACCGAAGACACCAACGGGAGCCUGGCAUCUGGCCCAGAAACUCCAAUACCGCUUCCGAGGAAAAUCAGUACAGGUAAGAUUAAACUGCGGCGAGUGAAGACCAUCUACGACUGUCAGGCAGAUAAUGAUGACGAGCUUACAUUUGUAGAGGGUGAGGUCAUUGUGGUAACUGGGGAGGAGGAUCAAGAGUGGUGGAUUGGACAUAUAGAAGGACAGCCGGAGAGAAAAGGUGUUUUCCCCAUGUCCUUUGUCCAUAUCCUGUCUGACUGACGCAUCAAUUACUGACCUGAGGCCCACAGCCUUCCCACCUUGCCCAUCUCCUAUAAAGAGAAACCUGUAAAUAGCUGUUGGAACCUCCACAGGACUUUUAAAGCAAGAAAAUAAGCACCACAAAAAGAUGCAAAAAUUGAAACCUCUUAUUAACUUCCUUCCCAACACAGAGGUGCAGUGUGAAUGAUGAGUAUCUAGCUUCACCAGUGUUUCCAUUCCUGUUCAGCACAGCUGAAACUGCACCCAGCGUUUAGCCACAUCCUUCACUUCAGCUGUUUCUGUAUAUGAUAACUGUACAUAGUGAUGUUGGCUGCACACAAAUAUACACAGGAGUUAGUGUUGUGUGUAAAUAUGCAAACCUGUGUUAGUGUGGCAAGAAAGUAAAAUGUGUAUACUUGUAUUCUGCCUGCCAACUGUCCAUCCCAGGGCCAGUACUGUAUAGACAGUGAAGUGUAAAGUAUUAAUGCACAUUGAUCAUUGUUGGUAUUGUAUCCGAAAUGGCACGCUCGGAGUGAUGGGCUGUAGUGACCAUUGACAGUGUUCAGGCUUGCUUGUUUUUAACCUCCACAUCUCUUAACAUACCACUAUAGCACAUCCAGUGAUGGAAUUAUCAUGGUUUGUGAUUUCAAAUUACUCCCUCAUUUUGCUUGUGUGACAUAAGGAACCUCUAAUAUGUACACACCUAAUGUGGUUAAAUCUUGUGUAUCCUUGUCCUGUGUAUUAGCAACCACAUCUAGUGAGCUAGACUUUUCUGCUUUUCUGAAGGAUCUUUGCCAUCUAUGAUUUUUUUCACAGUCUUACUUUUCACUUUUUUAAAGAUAGAAUCAUUGUGGUCCUUCUGUCCCCUCACCAUUUCACCCUCUAUCAAUGCAUAUUGAAGAUAUUAAUAUGGCUGAUACUUGAAGCAUUCUGUGCACAAGCUCAUUUUUGGUUGACUUCAAAGAAGUGAUGUACUGAAGAAUUAUAAACUGUUUGUGGCAAAGGCCAUACAAGAUAAUAAAGCACCACCAUAGAUAAUUGGGUGGUACCCCCAUCCUCAGCAACUUGCCAACAUGUCAGACUUAAAGCAGGCAGAUGUUAGUGGGACACUCAGGUUAUAGCAAAUGAAACAAACAUAGGCCUAGGGCAAAGCUACUUGCCCCUCACCAAGCUCUAACAAUCAGUGACAAGUUGUCAUGUUAAUGUAAUCAAUUUUAAAAGACUAAAUAAAAUGCCAUUUCAGAUGGAAGGCUUAAA